Molecule: messenger RNA, 1011 nt
Organism: Exophiala bonariae
Lineage: Eukaryota; Fungi; Ascomycota; Eurotiomycetes; Chaetothyriales; Herpotrichiellaceae
Exons: 1
Coding region: 1-1011 (336 amino acids)
Source: RefSeq, a predicted model, not a curated record
AUGGUGUCAUACUCAGAUAUCAAGUUGAACAAUGAAUCCCUAGCCUCUGGCGGGAGCAGUCCAAUCGCCGCAUUUGUCGGUGGCACUGCCGGGAUUGGAUACGAAGCACUGCUGGCCUUAUUGCGAUACAGCAGCUCACCCACCAUCUACAUUGUCGGCCGCGGAGAGUCGCGCCUCAAUAGCCUGAUCGAAACAGCUCAAACGCUCAACGCCAAUGCAAAGCUGAUACCCAUCGUCGCCAAUGACUUGACCCUCGUCAAGGAUGCACAGAAGGCCGCAGAGCAAAUCGCCGCACAGGCUGACCACCUCGAUCUACUCGUCACGUCACAAGGCUUCAUCAGUUUCAGCUCCAAGCCAGAGUAUAGUACCGAGGGGCUCGACAAAGUGACGGCAAUCCGCUAUCAUUCGCGCUUCCGCUUCAUAAUCACGCUGCUGCCGUUGUUGCGCAAGGCACCCAGUCCACGAGUCAUCUCGGUGCUAGCAUCCGGACAGGAAGGCCCGCUGGAUCUCGAGGAUCUGGGCAUGACCAAGCCCGAGAAAUACGGCGUUUUCUACGCCGCCGGCGCGAGCAGCAGUCUGACCACGCUGGCAUUCGAGGAGCUGUCGAAGCAGAAGGAGAACGAGAAAAUCGUCUUCAUCCACAUCUACCCGGGCCUGGUCAGCACGGGGCUCCAGGCGGUCGGCGGACCGGCCCCGCUGACUUUCCUAUUCAACAACGUGCUCAAGGCCGUUUUCUGGCUGGUCGGAUAUACGCCACGUGAGGCUGGAGAGAGGGUGCUCUUCGCGGCCACCAACGGACGCUUCCGCAAGCUGCAGCCCGGUGCCACGGGUGAGGGGACCUUGAUCCAGGAGGGCAGCAAUGGCAGCAAAGGAAGCGGCGUGUAUCUGGUUCAGGGAAAUUCGAGUGUCGCGUCUGGUAAUGCCGAGUUGAAGAAGUUGAAGGAUCAGGACGCGGGGAAGAAGGUUAUCGAGUAUACACUCAACGAGUUUGAGAGGAUCUCGAAACUGUAG